UUACAUGGAAUACAAUAACAAUUUGGCCUUAGACAUUGUUAAUGGUAUACGUCCAAAGAUUUAUGAAAAUGCUCCGUUAGAGUAUGUUCUAAUAAUGCAACAAUGCUGGGAUGCUGAUCCAGAAAACAGACCUGAUCAAUAA
Messenger RNA from Acaulospora colombiana, 142 nucleotides. The record is from the annotation of a GenBank genome assembly. Lineage: Eukaryota; Fungi; Glomeromycota; Glomeromycetes; Diversisporales; Acaulosporaceae.